Solea solea (common sole) is the source of this 1812-nucleotide messenger RNA. RefSeq names its product high-affinity choline transporter 1-like. Gene Ontology annotation, molecular function: choline:sodium symporter activity. The coding region runs from base 1 to 1686 and encodes 561 amino acids. Gene Ontology annotation, biological process: acetylcholine biosynthetic process; transmembrane transport; choline transport. Gene Ontology annotation, cellular component: plasma membrane. NCBI's taxonomy places the organism in Eukaryota, Metazoa, Chordata, Actinopteri, Pleuronectiformes, Soleidae. The transcript is spliced from 8 exons. The record is from RefSeq and is a predicted model, not a curated record.
AUGGCAGUGAACGUCCCAGGAGUGAUAGUGAUGGUACUUUUCUACCUGCUGGUCCUUGGUACCGGUAUCUGGGCCUCUUUCAAGUCCAGGAGGGAACAGAGGAAAAGUGGAGCCAGUAAAGUGGACAUGGCUCUGCUGGGAAACAGGAACAUCAGCUGCAUGAUGGGGGUCUUCACACUGACAGCUACAUUGGUUGGAGGAGGCACACUUGUCGGCACAGCUGAGAUUGUGUACACGCCAUCUAUGGGACUAAUAAGAGUAGCCACCAUCGAUGUUGCAUACAGCAUGGCUUUUAUUAUAUGUGGUCUGCUGUUCACCAAGCCACUGAGAGAAAAGAACUGUGUGACAGUGCUGGAUCCUUUUCAUGCCAAGUACGGAAAGGUGCUAACAGGUGGAAUGUGCUUGAUGACAGUUUUGCUUGAUAUAUUGUGGAUUCCCAUCGCAUUUAUUGGUUUGGGAGGAACCAUGAGUGUGAUCAUGGACCUGUCCUACAAUGUGUGCGUGUGGAUUUCUUCUGCCAUCGUAAUCAUCUACACACUGUUUGGAGGCCUCUACUCUGUGGCCUACACAGAUAUCAUACAGCUUGUUCUUAUAUUCAUUAGUAUGUGGCUCUGCGUUCCCUUUGUUUUGACAAACCCAAACUGCUUGGACAUUAGCAACACUCUGAUGAACAACACCUUACACGGUCCCUGGCUUGGUUUACCAGAACCAAAAGAUACCUGGAUCAUGAUUGAUGAUUUCUUAUUCUUCAUGAUGUCGUGUCUUGCAUAUCAGAGUAUCUACCAGAGGAUGUUAUCAGCUUCUUCCUUAAACACUGCUAAGGUCACUAGUUUGAUCUCUGCUUUCAUCUUACCUGUGUUUUCAAUACCACCUGCACUGAUUGGAGCAGCUGCUGCGUCUACAGACUGGAACCUGACGUCCUAUGGUUCCCCAUCUCCAUAUGAACGUGGAGAAGCAGCUAUAGUCCUACCCAUCACCUUGCAGCACCUUACCCCGUCCUUCAUCUCCAUUAUUGGAAUUGGAUCUGUGGCUGCUGCUGUGAUGUCAACAGCGGAUUCUAUUCUGAUUUCUGCAGCUUCUAUCGUCAGCGUCAACCUUUACAAGAAUAUCCUGAGGCCACAGGCAUCAGACACAGACAUUCAGUGGGUGAUUCGUGUCACUAUCUUGGUUGUUGGCCUGGUUGGUACAUUACUAUCCCAGGCAAAGGAGAGUAUUCUGUUGUUCUGGUUCCUUUCUAGUGAAGUGGCCUACAUCUUAGUCUUCCCUCAAGUGGUCUGCGUCAUCUUCUUCAAUAUCUCCAAUGGUUACGGAGCUAUUAUGGGCUUUGUGGUGGGAUUGGUGCUGAGGUUGCUCAGUGGCAUCCCAUUAAUAGGACUUCCAGUUGUCCUCCACUUCCCAGGAUGUGUUCUUGAGGACGGUGUUUAUGUCCAGUAUGCUCCAGUGAAGACCAUCUCCAUGCUGUUGGCCACUGCUGCCAUCAUCUUGUUCUCCUACCUGACGUCUGUGCUCUUCAACAAAGGCCUGCUUCCUGAGAAGUGUGACAUUUUAAAAGUGAAAGGUCAACACUCACCACAACAGCUAACUCCAGGACAUGGUGACAAUGAAGGCCAUGAGAAUGAGACAUUGACUGAAAGCUGUUCUCAAAAGACAGAGGCCUUAGAACCGGCAAUGAACACAGAGUGUUAGUGUCUGACAGUUCACACGUACAUAAGUUCCGACUUAAUAUGUUUAUUAUUAUUAUUGUUUGUUUCAUAUAAAACUGUUCAGACGCUCAAAUAAAUAUUCACAGGUCGAAGAAGGCUGUUCUCGAAA